GAGCAGCAAGAUCCAUGAUGGAAUUUACAUUGGGAAGCACGACGCUAGGUCUUCUGUUGCUUUUGGUCACCCCAAGUUUAUGUCAAUCAAAGGUUCCCUACGAGCAGUGGUACGUCAACAGAACUCUAUAUCCGGUGAGUAGAUUUGGUUCCCCUCCAGAAGCUCGCGGUAGAAUGAACCCCGUGGGCUAUCUGAAUUACGUAGCAGGAGAAGAAGAAAUAUGGAACGGUAAAUGUAAUGUAACGCACGAGGUUCCAGGAUGCAUCAAGACGGAAACAGCUUGGUAUUACAACAUACAAACUGAACAAUGCGCAAUAUCACCCUACGGAAGCUGUAGUGGUACAAAAAACAAUUUUAAAACAAAAGAGCAGUGCGACCAAGAAUGCACAGCAUUUUCGCCAGGCAAGGCACAGGCCGUUCCACUAAACGUACCUGUCCCAGUCGUGCAAACUGUUCCUGUAACACAGCCUGUCCCCAUCACGCAAUCUACCCCUGUCAUGCAACCUGUCCCGCAACCUAUCCUUGUCCCGCAACCCGUCCCUGUUCCACAACCUGUCCCAGUCGUGCAAACUUAUCCUGUGGUACAAACAGUCUCUGUCCCGCAACCUGUCCCUGAUCCGCAACCUAUUCCUGUGCCACAACCUGUCCCGGUCGUGCAAACUGAUCCUAUGGUGCAAACUGUUGCUGUCUCGGAACCUGUCACUACCCCGCAACCUGUUCCUGUCGUGCAACCUAUCGUACUUGUAGCAACAACACCACCGGAAAAACAAAACGUUACAAUUCAAUCAAUAUUAAGUACCGGAGUUAAUAAUGUUACUCCGGAAGAAAUAACAUCGAACACAAUAACCCAGGUGACAACGGAAAAAACUAUCCCAAUUCCAGUAUCGGAGCCUGCUCGGUAUGUAGCUCCGGGAAUAAUAGAAAUACAGGCAGCGCAAAAGCAAUUGCAAAAUGUACAGAAUGAUCAAUUAACCUGUGGCCAUCGAUUACACAAGCUUGCUGGAGUGUACCUUCAGCAGCAUGCUGGAGUUCCGAGACCGGUAAGCAUGCACGACAAUGCGACAAGAUCAGCAGAAAAAAAAAUUGGACACUUUAUUGAUGAGGCUGCAAGUAAACUUUUUGAUGAUUGUUCGAAGGUCGACAUCGGUAGGACAAAAUGGUUGUCCACAGAAGUCGAGCAUACGGCAGAUGGUGGUAUGAUAAUUUACCAAAUUGGAAUUCAAACUAUAGAUUACGCACUCCCAUAGUAUCCAUGGAACAGGAGGCUUCUCUUCCCUACAUCUAAUACAAAUUUAAAUAUAUUAAUCCAA
Messenger RNA from Daphnia carinata, 1310 nucleotides. RefSeq lists its product as uncharacterized. The transcript is spliced from 5 exons. The coding region runs from base 15 to 1247 and encodes 410 amino acids. NCBI's taxonomy places the organism in Eukaryota, Metazoa, Arthropoda, Branchiopoda, Diplostraca, Daphniidae. Gene Ontology annotation, molecular function: serine-type endopeptidase inhibitor activity. The record is from RefSeq and is a predicted model, not a curated record.